This is a messenger RNA of Talaromyces amestolkiae, 1233 nucleotides long. RefSeq lists its product as uncharacterized. The coding region runs from base 1 to 1233 and encodes 410 amino acids. The record is from RefSeq and is a predicted model, not a curated record. Gene Ontology annotation, molecular function: DNA-binding transcription factor activity; protein binding. Gene Ontology annotation, biological process: regulation of DNA-templated transcription. Lineage: Eukaryota; Fungi; Ascomycota; Eurotiomycetes; Eurotiales; Trichocomaceae. The transcript is spliced from 2 exons.
AUGGUGAAGGCAUCAUCAAGUACCAAGACCGGUCUCCGGACUGAUCCGGAAGCCAUCGAGCGUAGACGGAUGCAGAAUCGUCUCGCACAGCGCAAAAGAAGACUCAAACGUGCGCAGAUUGCAAGAGAAGAGAAGGAAAGACAACAACGUCUUCAAGCAGCCCAAGCAGCAUCCCAGCUCACCUUUAUCAACGAUGGGUAUCAUCUAUCUCUCAACCAACCGCCAGUCUAUCACACCCAGCAACCGAAGGUUCUCCCCCCGGUUGCGAAUAAUUACUUUGAUUAUACACCGCCUCAGUUUGAGGAUGUCUUCUCUUCAUCUCCAUACUAUCCGCAUACUCCUAUACCGCCAUUUGAGACAGAUCCAUCAUUUUUCGUCAAUGGAUAUCCCUCACCAUCAUUAUCACAUGCGCCAUCCACGCCACCACUGAGUCUAUAUACACCCAGUCUCAUAGACGAGGAUUUGUCCAACAGUAUAAGCACUAGCAACGCCAACACUGGUAAUAUAGAUCUUGAUCCGAACCUAUAUCUGAGCUCAUCCGCUGGUGUCGUGUCUCCCAACGCCAAGGGACAGCACCCCUGGGAUGCAUUUGGACUGAUGCCAUUGCAGCCAGUGCCAUCACCAGUCUUGCAGGCGGAUAGGCAUCGAUCGACUUCUCUCCCUACCCCGUUUACUCCUCCACGGUCCGUUCCGUCUUUAUCGUCACCACCAGUACCAAAUAUUACGAGGAACCGGGCACCUACUACACCAAAUAUUAUGCAAGGGAAGAGCAUCGCCUCUCCCAACAACAAUAUGAAUAUGCACAUGAGAAUUAACGGUCUCAACCUCUUCAACACAAGCAUCGAUACCAGCGCUCAUGCCGCCUCUAGUGCUGCUAUCAGCACAACCAACAAGACAGGCCUCCACAUCUGCGCUGAACAAGGCAACGCCCACGCCGUGCACCUCCUUCUAGGCUAUGGCGCGGACAUAAAUGCCGUCGACGAAUACGGGCGUACACCACUCCACUACGCCGUCCAAAACAAGCAUAUCGACAUUGUAAGACUACUAGUUGAGCGAGGCGCAACGACCACCAUUGCAGACAUCAACGGCGCGAAUCCAAUGCAACUUGCGGCUGAUUCUGGGUCUGAAGAAAUGACGCAGAUGAUGCACAUGAUGAUUAUGAUGACGCCGCCUGUGAUGGUGCCAGGAGCGCACGAAAUCAAUAUGAACUCCGGACUUGUUGUGUCGAAGUAG